Molecule: messenger RNA, 880 nt
Organism: Alternaria alternata
Lineage: Eukaryota; Fungi; Ascomycota; Dothideomycetes; Pleosporales; Pleosporaceae
Exons: 1
Coding region: 159-482 (107 amino acids)
Source: RefSeq, a predicted model, not a curated record
GUCGAUGGACUCCAUCGUCUGCCUUCAACAAAUCGACCCUGCCGAGCAGCAGCUUCAUGGAUGCGCCCCUAGUGCAUUUCAUCAUGUGCAGCAACCUGGCCACAAGACGUUUGCCAAAACCACUCAGCCGAGAUCAUCGUAUAUGGUUGGCGCCAGCGAUGAGCACGCAAGCCCUUGGCCAGCGCGCGAUAUGGGUGGGGUUUUUUUUCGCCGUCCUCUUACGACACUGUGCCCAAAAACGUUCGCGAUCAAGAAGUGCGAUGCAUCUUGGCUACGGCUCUUUAAUUCCGGUCUACGAUUGCUGCCUUAGCGGCCCAGCUGCAAAAGCAGAACGCGAUAGACGCACGCACUGCAACAAGUCUCAUGCCGACUCAGGAUCUUGUACUUCUUUGCCACACGAGUCCACUGGGUCGAGUUUAGCCUUUUUGCACGGCUUGCGGCGUCCUCAGAUCCCUAUCCAGUUCCCCGCUCUCUGGUGCUGAAAGAAGUAGGUCAGACGGUUCCCGACGAAUGAGCAACGCGCAACCCCACGCUCUAGAGCGAGCACGCCUUAAUCAUUCAGCAACCCAACAUCAAGGUCUGCUCGUCCAGUAUGAUGGAUCCCUUGCUAUGCUUAGAUGUGAUCCUCUGGUCAUUGUAUUAAAGUAUAGUGUGACGCAACCACAUCGCACUCGGGCUGCAAAGCCGUUCGUCUGACAGUGAUACAGCAUGCUGACCGGACAGGCCAUAAUGCGGGAGGAUAGGCUUUAUCCAAGGGGUACCGAUACUUGCUACUUCCCACCGGAGAUUGAAUGUGAAUAUGUACAAGGGCGUUGGUACCGAUCCACGAGGCCAUGCUAGCCUGCCCGAUGCACAGCUGACCCGUAUCAUCUAUCCCGCG